AUGAUAUUUGGUUUUGGAUUGGUUCUAAAUGAAACUAUUACAUCAUACACAUGGAUGUUGGAGAAUUUGUUGGAGGUUAUGUGUAAUAAACCUCCAUCCGUUGUCAUAACCGAUGGGGACGAUGCAAUGAUUGCAGUGGUGAAAAAGAAGAAUGUUACUUCAAAUGGAAGUGAGCAAAUGUUUCGUGAAAUAUUCUCUAAGUGGCUAUAUGCGGACAUGGAGGUUGACGAGUUUGAGUUCCAAUGGGAUCAAGCUGCUGACGAGUACAGUUUGCACCAAAAAUGUUGGGCAACGCAGAUGUAUGAGAAGAGGCACAUGUGGGAAAACGCAUACCUACGCGGCAAGUUUUGUGCUGGAUACCGGACCCCAUCUAGGUGUGAGGGGAUAAAUUCUCAUGUCAAGAAAUUCCUAACCUCGAGACACAGUAUUGUGGACCUUGUACAAAAUCUGGAGUUGGUGGUCUGUGAAUACCGUAACAAUGAGUUGGUUGCACAGUUCACUUCAAUGUACAGUGCUCCAGUCCUCACAAUGUGUUUGGAUCCUAUUGAGAAGUAUGCUGUGGCUGUCUAUACUAGAGCAAUAUUUAUGCAAGUUAAGAGAGAGAUUGAUGGUGUAGGAGGCCUUAAUUUUGUGAGCAAAAGGAGGGUUUCAUCGACAAUGGUCUGCACUAUCGAAGAAUAUGGUCAUCCUAGUCAGAACGUAGUGACCUUAUUUGACAAUAACUCAUUAAAGUUUGAAUGUCGAUGUCGAUUUUGGAAAAAGGAAGGAUUUCCGUGUAAGCACAUUGAUGAAUCCACAUUUCAUGAUAUUUAUUUGCUUUAUUUGGGUGGAUUUCAUCAACUUUUCUACCACUUAUCCAUUGAAAUAGUAUAG
This is a messenger RNA of Arachis stenosperma, 873 nucleotides long. RefSeq names its product protein FAR1-RELATED SEQUENCE 9-like. The record is from RefSeq and is a predicted model, not a curated record. Gene Ontology annotation, molecular function: zinc ion binding. Gene Ontology annotation, biological process: regulation of DNA-templated transcription. NCBI's taxonomy places the organism in Eukaryota, Viridiplantae, Streptophyta, Magnoliopsida, Fabales, Fabaceae. The transcript has 2 exons. The coding region runs from base 1 to 873 and encodes 290 amino acids.